CCAGGAAAAGUAUGGGUGGUCAUAGUGGCAUGAAAAGGAAAUCCUCUGAACUGUCUCCUCACACUCCAGGCAGUUGUAACAAAAAGAGUAAAAAUAGUGUUUCUAGCACAGCAGAGAUGGACAGAAGUGAGGAGGAGGUAGUGGAAAAGAGUUCUGAACAGAAGUCUAACAAAGAAAAUGAUACUACUCAUGAAGGCAAAGGGAAGGAGAAAAGUAAUACGAAAUCGAAAUCUAAUAAAGCAACAAGAGAAAAAGAAAACAAGUCCACAGUGAAGAGUAAACGAAAACUUCUGAGUAAUGAUGAAACAGAGCUAAUAAACAGUCAUGUCAGUUCAGUGGAAGAAAAACCUGAUCCUGGUAUGGCUUGGUUUUUCCCUUCUUUAGGAGGAGGCAAGGGUGCUGACCCUGGUGCAGAUUAUGAUCCCUCUAAAGCCAAGUACAAUCCUGUGGAAGAUGCAUUCUGGAAUCACAACAACAAAGUUCCAUAUUUAGCAUUGGCCAGAACUUUGGAGAUGAUUGAGAAUACUUCAUCCAGGCUGAAAAUGAUUGAGAUUUUGUGCAACUUUUUCCGCUCUGUCAUUGUUCUGUCUCCUGGAGACCUGCUGCACUGUGUGUACCUGUGCCUCAACAAGCUGGCUCCAGCCUACCAGGGGGUGGAGCUUGGGAUUGGGGAGACAGUCCUCAUGAAAGCUAUAGCUCAAGCAACAGGCCGGAAUGUGGACAAAAUAAAAGAGGAGGUACAGGAGAAAGGUGACCUGGGCAUCAUUGCAGAGAACAGCCGCAGUAACCAGAAGAUGAUGUUUGCUCCACCAAAACUAACAGUAUCCAUGGUUUUCUCAAAAUUGAAGGAAAUCGCAUCCAUGUCUGGCAAUUCUGUGAUGGCUAAGAAAAUUGAAAAGAUCAAGGGGAUGUUUGUAGCCUGCCGACAUUCAGAGGCUCGCUACCUGGUCAGGUCACUGGGAGGUAAACUGCGCAUCGGUUUAGCAGAACAGUCAGUGCUUACUGCCCUUGGUCAUGCAGUGUUCCUUACUUCUCCUGGACAAGAUUUCCCUCCUGCACAGCUGGAUGCUGGCAAGGGCCUCAGUUCUGAUGUUUUAAAAAAGAAACUGGAUGAAGCAGCCAUGAUGAUCAAAACUGCAUACUGUGAACUGCCCAGCUAUGAUGCUAUCAUUCCAGUACUUCUGGAACAUGGUCUGCAUGAGCUGAGGUCACACUGUAAACUGACUCCAGGCAUUCCUCUGCGACCCAUGCUUGCUCAUCCAACUAAAGGAGUCAGUGAGGUUUUGAAACGGUUUGAGAACAUGGAGUUUACAUGUGAAUACAAAUAUGAUGGCGAGAGAGCACAGAUCCACAUUUUAGAAGAUGGUAAAGUCCACAUCUAUAGCCGGAACUCAGAAGACAACACCAGCAAGUAUCCAGACAUUAUCCGCCGGAUACCUAAAGCUUUGAAACCUGAAGUCAAGGCAUGUAUCAUUGAUGCAGAAGCAGUGGCUUGGGAUGUAGAGAAGAAACACAUACUGCCUUUUCAAGUGCUGAGUACCAGGAAACGUAAAGAUGCAGAAGAAAGUGAGAUUAAGGUUCAGGUUUGUGUGUAUGCCUUUGACCUGCUCUACUUCAAUGGUGAAUCACUUGUUGACCAGCCAUUCAGGAGGAGGAGGGAACUCUUGCACUCUUCAUUUGAGGAGGUGGAGGGAGAGUUCAUGUUUGCCAAGUCUAUGAUCUCUUCAAAUACUGAAGAAAUUGAAGUAUUUUUGGAUGAAUCUAUAAAAGGAAAUUGUGAAGGUCUGAUGGUGAAGACACUGGAUGUUGAUGCUACAUAUGAAAUAGCAAAACGCUCACAUAAAUGGCUCAAGCUCAAGAAGGACUACCUGGAAGGUGUAGGGGACACACUGGAUGUUGUGGUGAUAGGUGGAUACCUGGGUACUGGCAAGAGAACUGGCAAAUAUGGAGGUUUUUUGCUUGCUUGUUACGAUGACACGAAUGAAGAAUUCCAGUCAAUUUGUAAAAUUGGUACUGGCUUCACUGAUGAAGAUCUGGAAACACACUUCAACUUCUUCAGGGAUCAUGUGAUAGACAAGCCCAAGCCAUACUUUGUUUGGGACAGCUCACAUCAGCCAGACCACUGGUUUGAACCAGUUCAGGUGUGGGAGAUCAAAGCUGCUGACCUGUCAAUCUCACCUACUCACAAGGCUGCCAUGGGACUGGUGU
Candidula unifasciata is the source of this 2208-nucleotide messenger RNA. The record is from the annotation of a GenBank genome assembly. NCBI's taxonomy places the organism in Eukaryota, Metazoa, Mollusca, Gastropoda, Stylommatophora, Geomitridae.